Molecule: messenger RNA, 2341 nt
Organism: Cylicocyclus nassatus
Lineage: Eukaryota; Metazoa; Nematoda; Chromadorea; Rhabditida; Strongylidae
Source: the annotation of a GenBank genome assembly
AUGGGAGAGGUGCACAAUGAAGAUGGGGAUGGUCGUCAUCUGGUGAACAAUGUUCGAUUAGUUUGUAAGAAGUUUCGCCGACUCCUUGACAAUCAACAAUGGUGGCUAAGCCGUAUCCAUAGGAUGCCACAGAAUAUUCGGCUCGCCGAAUCUCACAUGAAGGCAGAUGAUUUCAAUGCUGCAAAAAGUUUUGUGGCUAUCGAGGAGGAGACAUGUCGAUGGACUAAGUGGAUGCCGGGUAGAAACUUAAUUGCUACUGGCCACAUCGCCACGGUCGAUGCAUUGCGCUUGUUUGCACAUCGUUCCUCUAGUAGUCGGUUUUGUCUGUCUGGAGGUAGAGAUAGAGCCAUAAAGCUUUGGAAUAUCGGAGACUUGCAAGAAUCUCAAAUCAGUUCUGAACCGACCAAACCUAGUGCGGAUAUACAAAAUGCCCAUGAGGGAUGGAUAUGGUGUUUAGACCAGUCCGCUCGAUCACCGGACCAGUUUCUUUCUUGCAGCUGGGACUGUACUGUUAAAUUGUGGCAAAUCACUCCAGCAAGUGUGGAACCACUUGUAAGCACUAAGCUUGGAUCGGCUGGUAUGUGUCUAAGCAAUUCACCUGAUGGCCUUGCUGCUUGCUCAACUUUCGGCAAAAAGGUUUUUAUCGUCGACGUGAAAAAUGGCCUCGCUCCCGUUUUGAAUUAUGCUCAUCAUAAAGGUGCCGUGCUAACGUUAGCUAUGAAGGACAACUACGUGUAUUCUUGUGGAGAAGACCGCCGGGUUGUAAUGGUGGAUAUUCGAAACUCGAGCAAACCAGCAUUUGGAUUGUGGGCCAAUGACUAUGUACGCUCAAUAUGUUUUCGUGAUAAUCAACUCAUCUGCGGAACGAAUAUGGGCAUGAUCACAAUUCUUGAUCCUGAUAAUCUUAGCGUAUGCUCUCGAUUACAGAUCUCAACCGGAGUGCGGCAAGUUAUCCAUUCAGGCGGUGCUGUUCUAGAGAUAAGCCGUGAUCGAACAUUCAAGGCAUUCACAAUCGGAGUGCGGCCGACGAUGCUGGCUGAGAUGAAUUUCGAGUGUGAUCCUUGUCGAUUCGACUACUUCGAUGGUGACUUAGCUGUCGGCGCUGGCGAUGGCUCGAUUUUACUAUGGGCCAACUCGCUUUGGGAAGAUUGAAGCAGUCUCGCUACGAUCUGGAUGGAACUUCCCUGGCAGCCAGAGUCGCUGGGAAGAAGUGGAAGCUAUCGCUUAGCUGUAUAAUUUACCUUGUGAUCUCUAUGCUUUCAAAAAGCGCAGACUGGAAAGGAGGAGAACACAAAGUGCAUUUCCUAGCGGAAAAAUGUUCUACAUCUCACAAACGUUCCAGUUGCCCUGGUUGAUUUACGUCUGGUUCUAGAAACGAAGAAUUUAUGUGUUCAAAAGUUGUACAAAAGCAACUGAAGUGUGGCCGUGCCACUCACUGUUGCGCUGUGUAUGUUGUGUAUAUUUGCACAAAGACUUUGUUUUGCUCAUUUUCUUUGUCUUUUUUGCUGUUUAGCAUAUUUGAGUCUGUUAGACUGGAUUGAGACGAAUUUGAAUCUUAUCUAAUUCUUUUAUACAGGCUUUUAGUUUCCAUUGACUGAGCGUGAACAAACUGUGAUGUUAUACUCUGCUUAGACCAUGAUUUCCGACUUUUUUCAAUCUCUUUUUUUUCGAAUUUAACAAAGAUCUUUCUGCUUGCUUUUUAAGCUAGAAUAUUGACAAAAAAUAUCACCUUUGAAAAGCCUGCACCUUUGUUUCGCCUUUUUCAUGCUUCUGUCUUUCGUAGUAUUGCAAAAAGCUGCUUUGGAAGAGCUUGAAAGGUGAUGUCGAUACUUCCCCUUUCUAUAUACGGUAUCUGCAUUUUGCAAUUUGUAUAAAGUGGUUGUAAAUCCCUGUUUGCUAUUUGUUCCAUUCGUAGCUCUUUCCCCUCUUUCUUUGUUUGCUUGCAGGCUAUUCGUUUCGAAAUUGUACUGCUAUAUGUUAGCUUCGUCACCUCCUUUUCCAUCAAAUCAGGCGAAAGACUGGGCUUUGACUUAGUUAGGGAACGGCAGCUCUGGCACUUUUAGAAAAACAAAUGAUACAUACGAAAGCGUGGUUGUACUGGAUUUUGAAAGCACACCUUAUUGGAAGAAAAACGAACGAUCUAUGAUUGCUUCAGAGAGUACAGAAAUGUCUGCUGUUUCUUUGUUUACGCAUCUUUGCAGAGACUUCCCGUGAAUGUGUAAAUAGUGCAACUAGUUAGCUCUGGGUGAGUCAUUUGGUUGUUCUUCGUGGUAAUGCUGACGUCCAUCACUACUGCAGAUUCGCUUGUUUUCCCCUUUACCGCUUAGAAUAAAGUUUUCCC